Messenger RNA from Eutrema salsugineum, 729 nucleotides. RefSeq names its product trigger factor. The record is from RefSeq and is a predicted model, not a curated record. The transcript has a single exon. The coding region runs from base 48 to 572 and encodes 174 amino acids. NCBI's taxonomy places the organism in Eukaryota, Viridiplantae, Streptophyta, Magnoliopsida, Brassicales, Brassicaceae.
AGAAGAAGAUUGUCAAGUGAUUAGGAAGAAAGUGCGAAAGAGAAAAAAUGAGGAGAGGCAAGGAGGAAGACGAAGUUGAACAGUUGCUUCAAGCUGCUCAAGACGAGAUGAUUCUCAAGCUUUCCGUUGAUUCUCAUACUUCUAGCUCCAAAUCCGAUUACCUCGAUCCCGAUCUCCACUCUAGAUUUCUCGCCCUCAGAUCUCAACCCUCGUCGAAGAAGAAGGAUUAUCAGCACCGACAAAAACGACGGCCGAGAUCGCCGCCGAAAUCAAAGGAUGUUGAAGAAACCCCAGACGAUCUCAUGCUCAGAUUCGCUGCUUUGAAGAGUUCUCUCCCCUCGUCGUCGUCCUCUGUUUCGCCGUCAGUUCCUCUUCCGGAUGAAAUCGGGGAAGAUGCUGAUGAUAUCGGAGAAGAUGAUGAAGUGGAGAAGCUGAUUCAGUGGGCUAUAGACGCCGCCCGUCUCGAUCCUUCUCCUCCCUCUGAUGAUGAUGAUGAUGACAAUCGGAGUUCUGAUAACGACGAUGACUUUGAUGAUGAUGACAAUGGUUCAACGAGAAAUGUCAAAGCCUAGUUAUAACAACUUGACUCUUUCCUUGUAAGGUAUAUAGAUCUCUUUAGCUUAAAUUGAUUCCACUCUUAUGAACAACAGUCACAAGACUGUUGAGUUAAGUCUGUAUUACAUAAUUCAACCCAAAGUCUGGAUUUUUGCAAUCAAAUUAUUAAAUCUC